Messenger RNA from Lycium ferocissimum, 531 nucleotides. RefSeq lists its product as uncharacterized. Gene Ontology annotation, molecular function: zinc ion binding; nucleic acid binding. NCBI's taxonomy places the organism in Eukaryota, Viridiplantae, Streptophyta, Magnoliopsida, Solanales, Solanaceae. The transcript is spliced from 3 exons. The record is from RefSeq and is a predicted model, not a curated record. Bases 1 to 531 code for a protein of 176 amino acids.
AUGAGUUCCAAAACAGCUAAGGAACUUUGGGACAGUCUAGAACAAAGGUUUGGUAAGUCUAAUGGUGCCAAACUAUACCACUUACAAAAGGAGCUAACAGGUUUGGUGCAAGGAGGAAAGUUAACAAAGUCACUAGAGGAUCAGAGGUUAAUCCAGUUUUUAAUGGGUUUGAAUGAUGUUUAUACACAAGCUAGAGGAAACUUCAUUAUGAUGAACCCACUACCUACUAUGGACACUACAUAUUCUCUUCUUCUACAAGAUGAGAACCAAAGAGAGAUAUAUGCAAAUGCCCAGAUUUCCUCAGAUUCUGCAUCCUUUAUGGCUACUGGACAGAGUUUGUUAAACCUCGCAAAAGUUCAAGGGAAAAAGAAAUACAAUCCCAAUGUAAGUUGUACUCAUUGUGGAAAGACAGGACACACAAUAGAUGAUUGUUAUAGGUUACAUGGAUUCCCAGAUGAUUUUGAGUUCACUAAAGGAGAAGCUAAAGGCAAUGCAGCAGUAAUGUAUGAAGAAGGGGAAUACCGCCGAUAA